This is a messenger RNA of Capsicum annuum, 2174 nucleotides long. Its product is annotated as embryogenesis-associated protein EMB8. Gene Ontology annotation, molecular function: short-chain carboxylesterase activity; monoacylglycerol lipase activity. The coding region runs from base 309 to 1994 and encodes 561 amino acids. The transcript has 14 exons. The record is from RefSeq and is a predicted model, not a curated record. NCBI's taxonomy places the organism in Eukaryota, Viridiplantae, Streptophyta, Magnoliopsida, Solanales, Solanaceae.
UGCAAAAAAAAAAACAAGUUAUUAUAGAAAAGUAAAAAAUAAAUUUUAGGAUGUUAUAAUGAGGCUGGAUUAUAAUAUUAUAAGGAGGUUUGACUGUAAUCUUGUCAGUUUGUCACGUGUUAAUUACUACCAACCAUCUGUAGAACACCUUUUGAGUUUCUAUAUUGGCUAGUGGCAGCAAAGUCCCCAACCAACUGCUAGUAUUCCCACCAUUUAAAUAUACCCCCCCUUUUCCUCCAAUAUUUUCUCACCAAUCUCUCUUGUUUUUGUCAAAUAAAGAAAAAGAAAACCCCAUUGUUGAGAUCCUCAUGGAUUGCUUUGAGCAAAGCUCAGGAUCCCCAUAUGAGCUUCUGCUUAAAGCUGUUUUCUUGAUACCCAUUUCUCAUUAUUUAUUGGGGAUUCUCUUUUUACUCUCUGCAUUUCUUUAUCACUUUGUGGAGAUUCACUUCUUUCAAGAUUUAUUCACUGGGUUUAGGGGACAGCCUGUGUCUUUGACCUUCAAUUCUUGCUCUGAACUCUAUCAAGAAGUUGUUUCCAAAUGUAAAAUUCUUAAUGGCAGGUUUUCGUCUACUCCAUGGCUUUGCAGUCCUCAUCUUCAGACUGCCUUUUUGCAGUUCUUUGGAAGGGCACCCGUUUGCAACUACCGAAGACAGAUAUUUCACUUGUCUGAUGGUGGGAAUAUAGCUUUGGACUGGCUAACGAAAGUUGAUGUUGAAAAGCCAUCCAUUGAACGUCUUGAUGGAGUUCAGAGAGAUGAUAAAAGUCCCAUCCUGCUAGUAGUUCCUGGUUUAACAAGUGACUCUGAUUCUGCUUACAUAAAGCAUCUCACUUUCAAGAUGACCAAACGUGGAUGGAAUGUCGUCGUGAGCAAUCAUCGGGGUCUCGGCGGAGUGCCAGUAACUUCUGAUCGCUUUUAUAAUGCUGCAUGGACGGAAGAUGUUCGCAAAGUCAUUGACCAUCUCCACACCCAAUACCAUCAGGCUCCUUUAUUUGUUGUUGGCCUUAGCCUUGGUGCUACUGUUCUGGUAAAUUAUCUUGGUGAGGAAGGAUUUAAUACUGCAAUUGCUGGGGCAGCUGUUAUAUGUUCUCCUUGGGACCUUUUGAUUUGUGACAGGUUUAUUAAUCGCAGGCUUGUGCAGAAAUUUUAUAACAGAGCUCUUACGAUUGGAUUAAUAGAUUAUGCCAAGAGGCAUCAGACAGUAAUGUCUCGGUUGGCAGAUUGGGAAGGCAUUGUUAAGUCCCGUACUGUCAGAGAUUUUGACCACUCUUCUACUUGUGUUCUUGCUGGUCUUGAGACUGCCGAUACAUAUUACAGGAAAGCUACCUGUACCAGCUAUAUAGGAAAUGUGACGGUUCCCCUCCUUUGCAUUAGUGCUUUGGAUGAUCCUGUCUGUACAAGAGAAGCAAUUCCAUGGGACGAAUGUCGGGCCAACAAAAAUGUCGUACUAGCUACCACGCACCAUGGAGGACACUUGGGAUAUUUUGAAGGGAUGACUGCAAAAAGCCUCUGGUGGGUUAGAGCUGUUGAUGAAUUUCUUUGUGCUUUGAACUCCAGCUCCUUGAUCCAUGGCAAAAAGAGGAAGAUUACCACAGUGCACAGUCCCCUGGAAUCAUCCAUUGAUCAGGCACCAUAUGUGAAUGUUGGAGAAGACGGAUUGGUGAGUGCAUUUAGCAAUGAGCAAUCAGGUGAAGUAGGAAGUCAGCAGAAUGAGCAGCCGGUCGAAGAUGACAAGGCUGGAGAUAGUGGUGUCGUCAAUGGUACGAUGCAACUAGGAGCAAAUGCAACAAUUCAGCUAGAUCCGGCUCCUGAACCAGUUUUUGAUGCAAUGAUGGCUCCUGUUAAAAGGCGUCUGAAUCAGCUUUCUCGGCGUAGCAAGAUUUCAAUGUGGGUACUUGCAUAUGUUGCAAUCUUGACCACUUGGCCGUUUCUUGGUUCAGCUUUACCAAUGUUGUUCAAGAAAAAGCUGCGUAACAUUUUCUCGCUGAAAAGAUGACGAUGUCAUUGCAUGUAGCAGUACCUAAGUUCUGUUCAUUACUAUUGAAGAUACAUUUAUUAUCGUACCAUCUGGGGAAAAGGGAAAUAGUUGAGCUCCAAAGUCAGAUUGGGUAGUAGUGGCUGUAAUGUUUCUUGUUACUUCAAAUAAUCAUAUAAUAGCACAGCCAUUUAUUAGAAA